GGCACAGCAGAUUUCAAGGCUAAGAGAGAAAGACUCUGUUGGAUCCCUGCAGGAAAAGUAAGCAGGAAAAAAGUUUCAACAUGGAAAAUGUCCUCCGGGAAAGAGAAGGAGAAAGGCAGGCUCCAGUGCAGAAUGAAGAAGAAGCCCACCCUUUGGGAGGUGGUGAAGGCCAGGAGCCUGGAGGAAAUAUUAGAGUGGAUUUGGCCCCACCUGUCCAUGAUGGUAGAGAGGAUAUGCCCAACAAGCUUGUCAAUAACGUUGACAUGACAGAUGGAGACACAGAUGAUACGGAACUUUUCACGGAUGACAUGAGGCGGCUAAGGAGGAUCAGGGAGCUUCAGUUGUGGUACAGUUUGCCCAUUCUUAUAGGGGAUCCCCCUCACCGUGACCAUCAUGAUGAGUUUUGCCUUAUGCCUCCAAUGCUGAGAUUAGUAAUAAUAACCCCCCUGCUUCCCGAAGUUGCAUUUUCUUGA
Lynx canadensis (Canada lynx) is the source of this 473-nucleotide messenger RNA. Its product is annotated as protein BEX5-like. The record is from RefSeq and is a predicted model, not a curated record. Gene Ontology annotation, biological process: signal transduction. Gene Ontology annotation, cellular component: cytoplasm. Lineage: Eukaryota; Metazoa; Chordata; Mammalia; Carnivora; Felidae. Gene Ontology annotation, molecular function: signaling receptor binding.